UGAUGUUCAGUAUUUGCCCUCGUCGUACAGCAGGUGGCACUACACACUACAUCAAACCCCUUCAGCAAAUUCGACCGAGGAAGACUUGCUUCAUUGCUGGAAAAAUAGCCCAGCGAAUGAUUUAUUUAAAUUUUGCGCUCCGUUUUUAUCUAAUUUCUCCUGAUUUUGCUAAAGUUUCGAGGGUGUUUAUUUUGUUUCUACUAUCAGAACUGCAAGCCAUUGACACCAGUUGCCGGUUGUUGAUGUCGUCGUGGGCGCGCAGUGUGAGGAGCAGCAGGCGGCUGUCUGUUCUCUCCUGCGGUGGAACGAAACCUUUUCGAUCUUUCCGAAGUCAGCCGUAUCCUGGACAGGAGGAAAGAAAAGACUCGCACCAUGGAGCAGAAGGCUUUGAGAAUUUGGAACAGAGUCAUGAUUACUCCGACCCUACAGAUUAUAAAACCUAUGAAACUUCACUUCAUGACCGAAACGUUACCUCCCUGAAGGAUGGAGACAAGCGCAGUGCUCUGUACCAGAGAUUUUAUCAACAAUUUCAUGGAGAUGGAGCCAAGCAGCCUGCUGACUGUGUUGUGCUUUCUUUGAACAACCAGAAGUUGGAUUACGCAACAUCGUUAGGCCACUGUUUGCAGGAGCGUGGCCUCAUGGUGGAAAUGCUUUACCUGCAGACGGAGUCAGGCUUGACCCGGGCCCUAAAGGAUGUCCGUUCAGAUGGUUCCCCCUUAUGUAUUCUCGUCGAACAGACCAAUGUAGCUCUCUCCUCAUGCACAGUAAUUAUAUUUUCAGAGUCCCUCAAAAUUCACCGCAACAUGCCCAGAGAGCAGGCUUUGGACUUAGUGAUGGUGGAGUAUGGGCGUGCGAGUGGUGCCCGGCGACAGUGUGACCCUGCGGAGGCAGCAGCAAGGGCUUCUGAGCUCUCUGAUGACUACCUGGAGCGGGCCAAGCUGGAGCGCCAUGCUGUGCCCUCUGCCACACGCCACCUGCUCCUCCUCAUGGCUGAGGGCCUACACCUGUACCCAGAGGAGCUGGACUCCAUCGCUGCGUAUGUACACAACCGCCAGGACCAUCUGCAAGCGAUCUCUCAAGAAGAAGAUGGUAAAGUUGCUCCUGAGACAACGAACAGUCUUCCUGCAGGUCUGGGGAAUCCACCGCCCCUUCUCUCUAAACCUGUUGGUUCUGUCCCCCCGCUCACUGAGCACCCGACCCCUUCCUCUGGCAUAGCCAAGCCAGCUCAUGGACAGCCGAUGAGUGCACCAGACUCGUAUCCCAAAACUAAGCCACCUCCUCUUCUCUCACUGAACAUCCUUCAAGGAGCUCCACAGGGUCUUCUGUCUCAUGAUCCACCAACACCGCAUGGCCCAAUUGGAACUCAAGCUCCCUCUACAUCUCGUGGCCAUUCACUACCACAUGGUCCCUGUUCCUCUGAGACACGUUCAAUACUGUAUGGUCCUCCACCUCUCCAUGGUCCUCCUGCUCCUCACAGUUCUUCAGCCUUUCGCAAUCUGCAACCAUUAAGCAGUCCCCCAGCACCAAGAGGAAUGCUAGCUUCACAUGCCACACAUCCACCAAGGCCUCAUAAUGGACCCCAUGGCUACCAUAUACGUGGACCACCACAACCACCUCAUGGUCCACUCUUGCAGAAUGGCCCAAGUGGGCUUAGAGCACCUCCACCCUUACUCAGGAACCUACGUGUGAGAAAUCCAGCAGGUCUGUCUUAAGAUCAGACUUAUUUCCAAAUCCAUAAAUACAAAGCAUUGUCUUUGUGAUUCGUUAAAACAUCUUGGUGGAGAAUGGAUUGCUACUAAGGCCAGAAUAAAUCCUGUGUAAAGUUGUCUUCUUUCUGGCAGGAGCAGCAGCACAGACUUUAAGCCGUCUCCCUCUAUGACGACUUACACAGGAAUAAUUCUACAUAUUCUUGAGGUUACCUUGUGAUUGUUCAUGUGGUUCUAUGUAUAUUUUGUUUUCAAUCUUUUGUAUGUAUUAUACUGUAUGUUGGUCUUUAUGUAUUUGGCACAAUCGGUUCAUUAAUAAAAAAAGAUCAGUUUCAGA
Molecule: messenger RNA, 2043 nt
Organism: Tachysurus vachellii
Lineage: Eukaryota; Metazoa; Chordata; Actinopteri; Siluriformes; Bagridae
Exons: 9
Coding region: 3-1712 (569 amino acids)
Source: RefSeq, a predicted model, not a curated record